CCAAUGUCAGGCCCCAGCUUGAUCUAUAUCGAGCCCCCACAUAGUCGCAAAAGACAUGUCUAAGAGAACAAACGACGGCGAUGUCAUCGCCAACCGCAUAAGUCUGCUCGAAGCAAAAGGACAGAAGCUCUUGGCGUCGCUGUACGGAUCGCGCCCUGACUGGGACACCACAUAUGAUGCUACCCAGUCACGGGAUGAAGACGAUGACCAAGAUCUGAAACAAAACUAUGCUCACGACAGAAUCGGUCUUGGCGGUAUACUCCCUAAGGAUAUCGAAGAUGGCAGCUUUACCCGCAGGAUAGUUACCUCGGACGAUAAGCUUCUACAGCAGCUGAUCGGGAAGAAGAAAGCAAAAGCCCAUAUUUCUGCAAAGCAGGAAGCUGCGAGACCCACUGCAGCAGCCAAAGCACAGCAGUACAGGAAGCAGGCUGCGAAGAAGGAAGAGUCGGAUGACGACGACGAGGGGAGGGCCGCUAUAUUCAAGUCCAAAAGGCAGGCAAAGAAAGAGAACCAACAAGCCAAAAAAGUCGACAGCGAUGACGAGGAUGAAGAGACAAGGGCAAAGAGGUUAGAGGGCGGCGCGGUGAAGGAAGAAGAGGGGGCGUCGAAAGAAAAAGUAGUCAUGGAAGUUCAGGCAGACGCGAAACCUGUCAAGCGAGAGGACGAUGACGAAGAAGCGGAAGCAGACGUCACGCAACCAGCUCCCAAGAAAGCGCGAACCAAACCAAAGAGUUUCCUUGACGAGAUCUUGGCCGAACGAUCGAAGAAGAAGAGCAAGAAAUCAAAAGCAUGAAGGCCUACCAGGAGCCGCAAGACGGAAUCAAUCAGUGUACGAUACAACGGCGUUGCAUUUUUCUUAAUUCGAUACCCAGUGUACCAGCUUCGGAGUAGACCUACAUACAACCCAUGGCGAAAUUAAUCAAUGAGCCUAAUCUUUUCUUCAGGAAAGAGAAAUAAUUCAUGAAUUGAAUAGACAUCCAUUCCCUCUAUUCCCGCACAAUCAAACUAGCCAUCCCCAUACCCGUCCCUAUACACUUACUCAGCACACCAACCUGCUCCCCACUCCUCCCCAUCUCACUCAACAGCGUCGCCAACAUCCUCCCACUCGUCGCCCCAAGCGGAUGACCCAAUGCAAUCGCGCCUCCAUUCGGAUUAAUCCUAUCCAUCUUACUCUCCAAUCCCAAUUUCCUCACGCAGUACAAAGCCUGACUAGCAAACGCCUCGUUGAUUUCCCAAACAUUGACAUCCUCCGCCGUAAGA
Molecule: messenger RNA, 1260 nt
Organism: Alternaria alternata
Lineage: Eukaryota; Fungi; Ascomycota; Dothideomycetes; Pleosporales; Pleosporaceae
Exons: 2
Coding region: 56-793 (245 amino acids)
Source: RefSeq, a predicted model, not a curated record